AUGUUGGAGAAACUAAGUAUUAACAACAAAACCACUGCAAAUGUUCUCCCAGGCUGGCCCCAGCAUAGCCAGUCACCAUUGCCUGCUUGGUUUGUCCAGCACUUUCCGAAGCUUGCUGUUUUUCAUCUGAAAUGCCAUAUAUUUCCAGCUUUUAAGGAUCUCUUGACUGCAUUAACAGUCUGCAAGUCUCUGCAAGAAAUUGUCUUUCAAAUACAGUGCUUGUCAGAUGCCGAUACUUGUGCUUUUGCUUCAGUUUUGCCACAUUUUUCUGCUGUUAAGAUCUUGGAUAUGAAUAAUAUGUUUUUUGAAAGUAAAGAAGGAGCAGAAGAUUUUGCUAAAGCUCUGCAAUCUCUUAACCAGCUUGAAUUCCUCCGACUUCCAAUGGGCAGUGGAAUAACUGCAGCUGCAAGCUCCAUAGUACAUCAGUUUCCUCACCUGCCACAUCUUAAGGUCCUGAUAUUCAAUUUUUGUCUAACUGAUGACAGUUUACUGGAACUUGCAAAAGUCGCUCGCGAUGGCUUCCUGUGCACCCUUCAGCAGUUGGAUCUAAAUGGCAACAGUAAAAUCACCGAUUCUGGAUGGAAAGAUUUUUUUCUGACUGUGAACAACAUGCCAAAGCUGAAAGAAUUUGAGGCUGGCAGACCGUAUUGCAAUAAUCUUAAACCUAACCCACAAACAGUAAGAGCUUUUGUUCAGUGUGUCUCCAAGCUACAUAAUCUUGUAGUUAUUUCGAUGCUCGGGUGGUUACUAGAUGCAGAAGAUUUACGUAUGUUUGAAGAAAUGAAGCAACAACAUCCCCAGUCAAAAAGAAUGAGACUCAUAUGGCAGUGGUUGCUACCAUUCCCAGCAAAUAUAACAGAAUAAACAGACAAGACCAUUCAAUACUGGGCCAUUUUGUAAUAAUAAUCAUGUUUAAAAGAUUGAAAAAUGAUUGUACUAAUAUGUGUUUUAAGUAAUAUUUUAUUGCUUUCAUCAAUAACUUCAAGAUAAGAAUAUAAAAUAAGAGUAGCAAUACAAAGCAUGCAGGAGUGGCUGCAUCUGUAGAAUUUACUCAAUAAUUUGACAUUUGUUAUUUUACUAAGAUUGUUAUUCAAAGGUUGAGACAAGACAUUAGUAUGUUUGAUAUUCAUAAAUAAAUUAUUAUAUGUUUAAAUGGUCGUCUAUUCCAAGUAGUAUAGUCACUGUGCAUCUUGGCGUAGUCAGUUACAAUUGGCUAUUCUUUUAAAGUUGAGUGGUAUGUAAAGAAUACAAGCAUCAUGCUAGAGAGAAUCAUGUUUCCAGUAAUAACAGCACUGUACUUCAGAAUGAUCAAAAGGUACCACACUGUGCUGCAUUGGUUGAUAUGUUAGAAAGAGCAAUCAUAUAACCAUAUAUCUUGAUUUGUUAACAAAGUGUACUCAGAUACUUUUACCACAGAAUAUGGGUUUAAAAAGACUAUAAAAAUGUAUUUUUUGUAAAUGGCAUCCUGUAACCCAGUACUAAUGGAUAGAUUUACUGAAUCAGAAACACUCAGUCUAGGGAUCUAAACCUCUUCUGCAGCAUCAACAGAACAGUUUCAAGGGACAGUUACAUCUCACAGAGGAUACCACUGCUCUGGAAGAGACUCCCCAUCCACAUAUAAAAAAGUUCAUCCCUCACCAUAUUCAAGGGUAACUUGAAUCUAUUGGUGGGAAACAGAACAUUUAUUUCAGGACUGUCCCCUGCACUACUAAUGAAGACAGAUAGCCCCUAAAUGCUUUACCCCAUACAUGGGUUCUCUCAG
Molecule: messenger RNA, 1762 nt
Organism: Protopterus annectens (West African lungfish)
Lineage: Eukaryota; Metazoa; Chordata; Ceratodontiformes; Protopteridae
Product: baculoviral IAP repeat-containing protein 1f-like
Exons: 5
Coding region: 1-864 (287 amino acids)
Biological process (GO): pyroptotic inflammatory response; detection of bacterium; inflammatory response
Cellular component (GO): IPAF inflammasome complex
Molecular function (GO): cysteine-type endopeptidase inhibitor activity involved in apoptotic process; ATP binding
Source: RefSeq, a predicted model, not a curated record